UUUUUUUAAUUAUAUUUUCCUCAAUAUAUAGAAUAAUAUUAUAAAAAAUUAUAGUACAAUUGAUUUAUAAAUUUUUCAAAAUUUCACAAGCCACCCAAAUAAAAAUUUCUGGCUCUCAAGCCACAAGACUUUGGUCAAUGAUGGGCCUUAAUCCAUGGGGGAAUGCUUUGAGCUUAUCUUUUUGUUGCCUUUUGUUUCUGUUUAUUCUUUCCUUCCUUUUUCCCUCUCAAAUGUCAUUCUCCAUUUCCACUCAAAAUAAAAAAAUGCAAGACUUUCUUGAACCCAAUUUAAAAUUUUUUAUUUAUUAUUGUGAUGCAAACAUGAUAUUUUAGAAAUUUAAUUUUCCCCAGUUGCACCCACUUUUCAAUUCUUUAUUAUUAUUGUUGCAAUCAGCUUUGGACUAUUCUUCAGUUUGAACUUUGAAUUUCCCUUCUUUGACGUUUCAGCAAUGAAAGUAAUACUUUUCAAGGCUUUGCAGCUCAAUGAAUUAUAUCCAAUACUCUGAUACCAUACCUGGUCUUUUAGUCGUUGGAUGUAGUGGUGAGCCUCACCUGAUGAACGAUCUAACGAUUUAGACACCUUAAGUACGAUACCCGAGAUAUUGCAGAACCUUUUACAAGAUGGUCAAGAUAUACAUAUGGUUAUGAAUAAGAGACUAAACAUCAUUUACCAUUUGAAAUGUAAUAUUUGCGAAACAAAAAUAUGGGGUUUUCAGCCUUUGGUGUACUAACAUUAUCUUACAUCCUUUUUGUGUCCUUUUCAUUGGCAACUCCAAGUUCUUCAUUUCAUGAAAACUUUGUGAAUUGCUUUUACUUCAAAGCAAACCUUUCUCACCCCAAUUCCCAAGUACUGUUCACUAAAAACAGUUCAUCAUAUUCAUCUGUCUUGCAAUCUGCUGCACAAAACCUCAGAUUCUCAACAACUUCAACUCCCAAGCCACAACUUAUCGUCAAGCCAACUCAUGAAUCACACAUUCAAGCAGCCAUAGUUUGUUCCAAGAAGCACGGCCUGCAAUUACGAGCACGAAGUGGUGGCCAUGACUACGAGGGCCUUUCUUAUGUGUCUGAUGUUCCAUUCAUCAUUGUUGAUCUUGCCAAUCUUAGAUCUGUCAGGAUUGACAUAGAAGAUGAGAGUGCAUGGGUAGAGUCUGGUGCAACUGUAGGAGAACUAUAUUACAGAAUCGCGGAGAAGAGCAAGGUUUACGCCUUCCCAGCAGGCAGCAGUCUUACAGUAGGUGUUGGGGGACACUUCAGUGGAGGCGGAUUUGGUACCAUUUUCAGAAAAUAUGGCCUAGCAGCAGAUAAUGUCGUCGAUGCUCGGAUAAUUGAUGUCAAUGGCAGAGUUCUUGAUAGGCAAUCCAUGGGUGAGGAUCUAUUCUGGGCUAUCAGAGGAGGAGGAGGAGGAGGAGGAGGAAGCUUUGGAGUCGUCGUUUCUUGGAAAAUAAAGUUAGUCCCUGUUCCAUCCAUUGUCACCAUUUGUAGUGUCCAAAAGACCCUAGAACAAGGUGCAACCAAGCUUCUCUACAAGUGGCAAACCGUAGCAGACAAACUCCCUGAAGACCUCUUCCUCCAUGCCACCAUAGGAGUUGUCGAUGCAAGUCAAAAUGCAAACAAAAGUAAAACGAUACUAGUUUCUUUUGAUGGCUUGUUUCUUGGAGGUGUUGAGGAACUCCUUCCUCUAGUACAAGAGAGCUUCCCCGAAUUAGAUUUGGAGCACGGUGACUGCCUCGAAAUGAGUUGGAUUGAGUCCGUCCUUCCCUUUGUCGGCUUCUCAGUCCACGAAUCCAUUGAUGUUUUGCUCAACAGGACUCAGCAAUCCAUCUCCUUCUUCAAGGCAAAAUCCGACUACGUGGAGGAGCCCAUUCCCGGAGCUGGGCUGCAAGGAUUAAUGGAAAUUCUACUUGAAGAUGAAGCUGCAUAUAUGAUCUUGACGCCUUAUGGUGGAAAGAUGAGCGCGAUUUCAGAUUCCGAGACUCCUUUCCCUCAUAGAAGUGGAAUCAUUUACAAAAUUCUGUACAUGGUUUCCUGGGAAACAAACAAGGAAACCAAGGAUCACAUCUCCUGGAUGAGAAAGCUCUAUGCCUACAUGAAACCUUAUGUUUCGAAGUCUCCAAGAGCUGCUUAUGUCAACUAUAGAGAUCUCGACUUGGGUAGGAACAAGAAUGGUGGUAAUACAAGCUAUGCACAAGCAAGUGUUUGGGGUUUGAAGUACUUCAAGAACAACUUCAAGAGAUUAGCACAUAUAAAGACCAAUACUGAUCCAUCUAACUUCUUUAGGAAUGAACAGAGCAUCCCAUUGUUUCCAUUAUCCGAAAAAAAACAGGGGAACUAGAAAUAGCAUAUCAUGUCUGUCUUUUAUUGUAUUUAUCGAAAGAGAGAACGAUAAAAUUUAUGUAAAGAGUACUCUUAAAUAAAAUUUACAUUGUCAAAUGUCUUUUAAUACAUUUUUGAUGAAU
Messenger RNA from Cornus florida, 2455 nucleotides. RefSeq names its product tetrahydroberberine oxidase-like. Lineage: Eukaryota; Viridiplantae; Streptophyta; Magnoliopsida; Cornales; Cornaceae. The transcript has a single exon. The coding region runs from base 703 to 2331 and encodes 542 amino acids. Gene Ontology annotation, molecular function: FAD binding; oxidoreductase activity. The record is from RefSeq and is a predicted model, not a curated record.